Messenger RNA from Phycodurus eques (leafy seadragon), 3270 nucleotides. It is a transcript of the gene slc25a43, whose product is annotated as solute carrier family 25 member 43. Gene Ontology annotation, biological process: transmembrane transport. NCBI's taxonomy places the organism in Eukaryota, Metazoa, Chordata, Actinopteri, Syngnathiformes, Syngnathidae. The transcript is spliced from 5 exons. The coding region runs from base 163 to 1200 and encodes 345 amino acids. The record is from RefSeq and is a predicted model, not a curated record.
UUCAGCUGCAGUGUCAAAUGACGUUAGUACCGUCGGAUCCGCCUUGGCCAGCGGCUUCCACAAAUAGAUGACUGAUGUCCGCUGAGCCGUGUAAACAAAGCGCCCGGACAACAACAACAACAACAACAUUGUUUUAGCGUCGCCUUUUAAGGCCAAAUAGUGAUGGCCACGGUUAAAAAGGACAACAGGCUGACAAGUUCGCAAAGCUUCUCGUGCGUCGGCUUUGCGGGUUUAUUCAGUAAAAGCGCUACGUCGCCUUUGGAAGUAGUGAAGAUUAAAAGUCAGGUGGGAACAUUUCACUGUAAAAAAGGCUUGGGCCAAACUUUUCUCCUCAUCUACCACAAUGAGGGACUCAAAGGCUUUUGGAAGGGGAACUUCGUGUCUUGUCUCCGCUUGUUCCCCUACACCGCAGUCCACCUGACAACCUACAGAAAGAUAGUGCACCAUCACAUGGAUGAACUGGGCUUCAUCUCCCAGGCGAGGGCCAUCAUUGCGGGCGGGCUGGCGGGCGUGGCAGCCGCCCUGGUCACAUACCCUUUGGAGGUGGCCGAGACCAGGCUGAUCGUUCAGAACUGCAGGGAGCCUUCGUACGCAGGCGUGCUUCACACGCUGGCCAAGAUCCAGAGCACUGAAGGGCUUUUCGCUCUCUACAGAGGUUUUUCCCUCACUGUUUUAGGCGCAUUUCCCUUCUCUCUGGGAUGCUACGUCAUCUACACGAACGUGGACAAAGUGUGGCAGGAGCCUCCUUUCCGCUUCUCGCCUCUGCAGAACUUCAUCAAUGGCUGUCUGGCGGCAGGGGUUGCGCAGACGCUCUCCUAUCCUUUUGAGACUGUCAAACGCAAGAUGCAAGCGCAGAGUUCCCGACUGCCACAUUAUGGCGGCGUGGACGUGCAUUUCGGCGGCAUGAUGGACUGUUUCGUACAGGUGGUCAAAAAUAAGGGCGUCCUCUCACUCUGGAGUGGCCUUACCGCCAACACAAUAAAGAUUGUCCCCUACUUCGGCCUCCUCUUCGCCUGCUUCGAGCUGUGCAAGCAGGUUUGCCUUUACCGCAACGGCUACAUCGUGUCGCCGCUGAGCUACACGCUGACGCCAGGCGUGGACCAGAGCCUCAGGCCGGCCGAGUUGCAGGAGGUGAAGCGCUACCUGAGGAACAGGAGCUUUGAAGCGGCCGGCCAGUCCACCAUCGGAAACCGCUGGUGAAAACCUCUACCGGCGAGGAAAAAUAACGAAUAUACUCUGACAGCACUUGCAAUAAUACACCUACUCAACCUCAUGACAUCCAACACAAAAAUGUGCCUUUACAGUGAAUCUCCGUUUGUAGCAGGGGAUACGUUCCAGACCCACCUGUGAUAUAGAGAGACCAAAUAAGAAUUAAAAAAAAUAAGAAUAAUUAUUCCUCCCACAUUCUUUAAACACAUUUAAACUUAUUAUAAAACACGUUUUAAAUUAUUCCUUGGCACCUGUUGUUACUCUUUUGGUGUCAAGAAUUGGGAAUCAAUCGUACAACAUCACUUUAAGGAAAGGAAAGGAAGACUCUCACUUGCACAAUUGUCCAAAUAAGAGCCAAAGCGUGCUUGCGUCAACACGUUUGUCACUCCCUGUUGAAUUUUACCCAGUUUGGCGCACACGUAAGGAGCAGAAUGUGGGGUGGAACAGAGUAAUCGCAUUUCCAUAAAUUUGAAUGGAAAAAGAUGAUUUGAGAUACAAAUGUUUUGAAUUACGAGCAUGGUCACAAAUCAAACUCUCAAGUCAAGACACCACUGCAUUCCUUAGUGCCCGGUCGUACUCUUUCGCUGUCAAAAAAUGGAAGCCAUACAUAUAACAUGACUUUGAGGAAACUCGCUUGCACAUUUCUCCAAAUAAGAGGCAAAAUGUACUUGCACAUAAAAAAAGAAUCAAACAUUGUCUGUUUAAACACCAAACUGUUCAACUAAACCAUAUCAUUUCAUCUAGCAAAGGUCUGCUAGCUUAAUCCUAAUAUAUAAUGCUGAACACCAUAGACAGGCUAACUGAAAUUAGUCCGAGUUUGGCAGGUGAUGCAAAGUUUGAGCUUCACAUAAGAUGCAGCCGCUUUUUCGUUCAGCCAUUUUCCUGAGUUGAGUUAGUGGGUAUCAACCACGAAUAACAAGUAGUUUAACUACAUUACAGCAACACCUGAAACUGAUUGGAUCAUUUUUCUGCAUUUUGCCUGUAAUCGACUAUUGCAUACGAUCGACCAACCGAAUAGAUGUCAUACUAAAACCAGGUGUCAGACUCAUUUUGAUCUACUGCAUAUUAUACAUACAACAGGGAGGGGAAAAAUGGGAUUUUAAUGGCAUGGGACAUUUCAAAAUCUACGAAAUGGAGGCGGCGCUUACAAUAAUCUGCAAUAUAGCGGGGGUUCACUGUACAAAGAUAAUUCUGGGUUUUAAGAGGCAUUCAUUUAACAAUUUCCUUUUUAGUAAGUGUAACAAACACUAUCUUACAAAUGGACCCCACUGUAUUUAUGUUUUAGUUCUGAUGCAUUUUUACACUUCUGACGUAUUGACUCAUAAAUGCUACUUUUUUGUACAUUGUCAUUUGAAUAGGCUUAUUUUUAUUAUUUAUAUAAACUGAUUUUUUUGUGUGUACCUUUUAAUUUGAAUCGUUUAACUUUUAUGAUUUAUGUUACCUGCGUCAAUACAAACUAAGCAUUUGUAAAGGCAACAUUUUAUAAGAUCUCAUACAUUUGUGUUCCUAUUGUCAUUUGCAAUAAUGACAUAAUAAUAAUAACAUGACAUAAUUAAAUGAUUUAUUCCUUCUAUCUCUUUUUCCUGUCAGUGUUAAAAGGAAGUACAUUUUGUUUGUAUAGCACCUUUCACAGAGAGGCCUCAGAAAGUGCUAUACAUGCCUAAAAGUCACCUAUAAACAUGAUAGUGUUAACUCACAAACAUGAUGGUGUUAAUACAAGAAAAAGUUGAUCAAAACAAGUCCUACGUUUUUUCAACUGCUUUUUGUGUGUUAUAACCUCUUUCUAUCAGGGAGAUUAUAUAUUCAGAGCCACAUCAGUGAGAUUACACACCAAAUCCGCCACAAUUCUUCAUGGAAUCGAGUAAAUGUAGAGAAUUGAUUGCCUUCUGAGUUUAUAAUAGUCAAGUGCACAUUGCAUCUUUGUCUUGCCACCACAAAGGACUGUAUUAACAUAUGUGCCUUGAUAUAAUUUAUUUCGGUUAUUACAGCACACAAAAGAUGGAUGUAUGAUGAAUAUUUGAAACUGCUGUACAAUUUAGUGUGCGAUGUUUUGAAAUGAAU